GUGACAGGCGAGAGCCGAUCCAGCCCAAUGACGAAGCAUCUAGCGUAGUAAAAACGCGCGUUUACUCCACGCACGUAUAAAUAACAUUUUUUUUGCAUUACAUAAUAUCCACCUACUUUUAUUUCUCCCUCCUCUCAGUACUUUGCUCUCCGCCAUCACAAAUCCCUCUCUCAAAUUCAAAAUUUUGAGCUCCAUCAAACCCUAGCUUUCUCUCUCUAACUAUCUACAAAUGAAGAAAGGCACGAAGAGAAAGGCUGGCCGCAAAGGGGGAGCCGCCAAAUCCAAUGUGGUUAUGAACGAUGCUAGCCAAACCGUAGAAGAGAACAACCACCAGGAGCCGGAGCCGGAGGCGAAGGCAACUGAAAGUCAAUCUGGAACGAAUGAUAAGCCUGUGGCGGCGGAAGAAGAAAGCAAGAAAGCUGACGCUGCUAGCAAUCCGGUUGAGAAGGAAACAAAGAAGAAGGAUGAGUCAAAGCGACCAGCUAAGCGAGCCAGAGUUGCGAAGCCGCAAGAAGAGCCUGAGUACUUUGAGGAGAAACGUAAUUUGGAAGAUCUAUGGAAAGAAAUGAUUCCUAUUGGUACAGAGUGGGAACAGAUUGACCUGGUUUACCGGUAUAAUUGGAGUUUUAAGAAUCUGGAAGAGGCACUUGAGGAAGGCGGGGUGUUGUAUGGGAAGAAAGUGUAUCUCUUUGAAUGCACAGAGCCACAAUUUAUUCCUGUCCAGGGUGCACACAAACUGGUUGUCAUACCUGUUGUGGUGGCUGCAGCAUCUCCUUUUCCACCUUCUGACCAAAUUGGGAUUGCCUCAGUACAGAGGGAGUCUGAAGAUAUUGUGCCUAUGAAAAAAAUGAAAAUGGACUGGAUUCCUUAUAUCCCACUAGAAAAUCGGGGUCGUCAAGUAGAAAGACUUAAGAACCAAAAACAUGAGACCCAAAUUUUCAUUCUAGGCUGUACACAAAGAAGGGCUGGAUUGAAACAACUGAAUGAAGACCGUGUGAAGAAGUUUCAAUAUUGUUUGCCUUAUUUCUAUAAUCCCUUCAAGGAAGAUGAAGAGGUUGACAAAACAGAUGUAUCCAUCAUGUAUCCUACAGAACCACCGAUAGUCUGUGAAUUUGAUUGGGAAUUGGAUGACCUUGAGGAGUUCACGGACAAGCUGAUUGAAGAAGAUCAAUUACCUGCUGAUCAGAAGGAGGAAUUCAAGAAAUUUGUUAAGGAGAAGGUUCGAGAAGUCAGAAAGGCCCAGCGUGAGGCUAAGGAAGCUAGGAAAAAAGCAUUGGAAGAAAUGAGUGAAGAAAAAAAGACUGCAAUUCAGAGUAUGAGGUUCUACAAAUUCUAUCCGGUUUCCACUUCCGAUACGCCUGAUGUAUCUAGUGUCAAGGCUCCCUACAUAAACAGAUACUAUGGGCGAGCUAAUGAAGUUCUGUGAGGAGACUGCAAAGAUGAAGGGUCGUUAAGACACUUAGUAAUUCUCUGGCAUUGCCAUCUGGGCAAUCCCCUGCUACCGAAAGGAGUUGAGUUGCUGUUGUUAAUACUGUUGAUCAAUUGGCGGUGUUAGAUUUCUUGCCAUUUAAGAUGUAAAACUAAAGAGUUUUAGUCCAAUCAGGAAUUAGAGAAAACGUUAUAGUUGGAAGAGAAAGAUAACACCCUUUUUGUAUGUGAUACAACAUAUCAAAGCUCUCAAUUUUGGAAAGAUUGUUACAAUUUUCCCAAUACAUUGCAAUUGAGUGUUCUCCCUGGCUUAUUCUCAAACUAUUGCCAUAAGUUCUGUUGGCAUCCUCUGCACA
Oldenlandia corymbosa var. corymbosa is the source of this 1784-nucleotide messenger RNA. Lineage: Eukaryota; Viridiplantae; Streptophyta; Magnoliopsida; Gentianales; Rubiaceae. The record is from the annotation of a GenBank genome assembly.